AUGUUAAGCACACAUAGAUCUUUAGGUAUCAUCAAUAACUCUCCCACUACGACUGCCCAACUAGAAGAAGAAGAAGAGGGACAUGAUGUUAAUAUUCAACAAAGUACUAGUAGUAGUAGUAAAAGUACUUGCCAGGAGGAUAAUUAUAACAAUUUAAAAGAAAACCAAACACACUCAAUCAAAACCACACAAUCUACUUCAUCAGAGGGUGUGGUGGACAAUUUUCAAGCAGGCAAAACACCUGGCGACUACAAUAUAAGAAGGAGAAAUAGUAAUAAUAAUAUUGGACUAAAUCGUACCUCCAAGAGUGAUCACUUUUUACCUUUUCUUUAUCAAUCUUAUAAGAGUAAUAAUAAUACUCCUACCACUACUACUCCUACUCUUACCUCCUCUUCGUCCGCAUGUACUACUCCACCUAUAUCAUCACCACCACUAUCUUUGAGCCAUAAACAACAACACACGUUUUUGAACAACAUUAUCAAUAAUCCAAUCAUUGGCAAUCAUAAAUCAUCAUCAUCAUCAUCCUGUUCUUCUUCACCCCAAAUAUCAUGGUCACCCCAAUUAAAUAACUCUACUUCUCAAAACAACAACAGUUUAAAAUCAACAACAUCUUUGGAUAAUUUUAUCCUUCUUACUUCACCUACCUUGUCAGCUCAUAGAAUUAAUACUAUUAAUAAUAAUAAUAAUAAUAAUAACACCUGUAAUAAUAAUUUAAGUGAUAUCAAUAGUGACAAUAGUAGUUUAAUUAAAUUAUCUGGACACCAAAAUAAUCAAAAUAUUUUGAUUGAUGACGGUGAUGAUGAUACACAGAUCAUCAUCAUGGAUUUAAAUAUUAAUAAUAAUAAUAACCAAACCCAAAAACAACAAAAAAAUCAAUCCGAAAACACAAAUUCCACCAUUUACCAUCACCCCACUAACAACAGCAGCAGCAGCAGCAGCAGUCAUUCAACAACAACAAACUUAAAUAACACCAUCCAUAAUAAUCACAUUUUUAUAAAAAAUAAUAAUUGUCAAGAAAGUGAUGCUAUUGAAAUACCAUUAAAUAUCAAUAAUAAUAAUCAUAAUAAUAUUGAAAACUCUAAUCAAUUUGAAAAUUCAAGUGAUCAGUCAUCCUGCUCCUCAUCACCAUCAUUGAUUAUUUUCCCUCAUCAUUCUUCUUCUUCUUCUUCUUUCAUUUCCACUCCACCAACCAAUCAUCAUCAUUGCAGCUCAUUUGACCCUUUGACCACUAUGGAACCAUCGUCCUAUCACAGCAAUGUAAGCACUCUAAUAGGUAGCAAUGGUAAUGGUAGUGGAUGUAGUAGUCCAUCCACAUCUUAUUCAAGCUUUAGGGAGAAGCUUCUUUCAGGGACUGUAGCACCACCUUCCAAACAAUUUGGAAAGAUUGAUAUUGACAUGGAUCAAUUGUAUUUUAUUAGUGGUCAAAAUGUAUCGGGAAAGGCUAAUUUAUUCCUAUCACAUGAUACCAUUACAACUGGUGUUUCCCUCAAAUGGAAAGCCGUAGAACAUGUAAUUUAUCAUCAAACUACAAUUAAACCAAAAUAUAAUAAUGUAAUUUCAUUACCAACUGAAAGAAUUGAACAAAGAAAAGUUAUUUUUCAAGAUACUGAUAUUAUUUAUUCGACCGAUGACAAUGAUACCGAUAGAUUGACUAGAGGAUCACAUACAUUCCCCUUUCAAUUUAAAUUACCAAGUCAUUUACCAAGUUCCUAUUGCUUUGCCAAUAAUUCAAACAAAACUUUAAGUUCUAUAACUUAUACAUUAUCAAUAUUUAUUGAAAAUUCACAUUCAACAAUGAAAGUAAAGAAAUCAUUUGUUGUAACUGAACCUGUUAUCAUAGCAUCAUCGAUUAAUCAAGUUCCAUUAUUCAAGGAAGCAUCAAAAUCAUUCCUUGUCAGUAAAGGAGAGGUGAAAUUAAAAGUAUCGAUUCCGAAAAAUGUAUUCUUUCCAGGUGAGACUAUCCCCAUUAAAUUUGUUAUUGUCAACUCGUCAUCGAGAUGUAUCGAUUAUUUAAAGGUACAACUAAAGAGAAUUGAAACGAUAAAAGUGGCCAAAUCGGAAACAUCAACAUCGACAGUCUCUCAAAAGAAUCAUACAAAGAUUAAACAGAGAUUCGAAGGAAUCGGAUCACACACCAACCACGAAAAUAUACUCCAAUUUGACUUUUUAAAGAUUAUACAACAAGAAAGCAUUCAACAACAACAACAAUUACUUUUACAACAACAAUAUUUUAAUUGUAAUAAUGAUAGUCAAAUUAAUUUAAAUGCGUCAUCACCAAAACUUUGUAGUAUGGGUGAUUGUUUUUAUAUAUCUUCUUCAAGUGGUAGUAUUAAUACUAAUAAUAAUAAUAAUAGUAAUAGUAGUAGUAGUAGUAGUAGUAGUAGUAGUAGUAGUAGUAGCAGUAGUAGUAGUAGUAGUAGUAGUAGUGGUAGUAGUAGUAAUAAUUCUACACCAAGACCAAUGUGGAAUAAUUAUAGAUUGACACCUGAAAAGUUCCAUCAUCCAUCGACCAAUGGAACAUUGGUUGAAUGCAAAUACAAAUUAACGGUUAGAUGUAUCAUCAAACGUGCCUUUAAUAUAUCGAUUAAUUUUAAUAUAUUAAUUGGUUACCUUCCAAACAAAGAAUCUGAAAUCCUAAAUCAACAUGAUUUUAAAACUCUUCAUGUACUUGAUGGAAACCUCUCCCAGUCCUCUUCAUUUAGUACAAAAAGACAAUAUCUUUAUAGUUAG
This is a messenger RNA of Cavenderia fasciculata, 2730 nucleotides long. It is a transcript of the gene adcF, whose product is annotated as arrestin domain-containing protein. Bases 1 to 2730 code for a protein of 909 amino acids. Gene Ontology annotation, cellular component: cytoplasm. The record is from RefSeq and is a predicted model, not a curated record. Lineage: Eukaryota; Evosea; Eumycetozoa; Acytosteliales; Cavenderiaceae. Gene Ontology annotation, biological process: protein transport. The transcript has 5 exons.